AUGGACCUCGAAGCGCGCUAUCGUGCGGCGACGCUCGAGCAAAUUGAGAUUGAGCGACGCCUUGAAGCCGUUCAAAAUGCACCCGUCGCUGUGUACUAUGUGCCACUAGACUAUGUUCUCGUGUGCGCCGUCGUUGCGUGUAUUUUGCCCGUGCUAGAAGUGUGGUGGCACACCAGAUGCUCUUCGGCUCUGCGCGGCUCGGCACGGCAGUCGCUCGAGAGCGCGAUCGCUCCGUUGCCGCCAACUGCCACGUCCAGAAAUUCAGCCUUUGCGGCUCGACUGCUGCAGCGCUGUUUGACCGCAGACCCGGCGCUGACGCAUUUCCUGCAGCACGAGCUCCGUCAUGUGAUGCACGACGCCGACAAGCUACGCGCCGUGCUCGGUGACCCAGCGCUGCACCAUCUCCGUCGCGAAGACUGGGUGCGCGGUCUCGACGCCAACUACUUUAUGAUCCUACAGUGCGUCUUGACGUCUGCCGCAUUCGAUGGCGCCUGCAGUCCGCUACGCACGCGCAAGUGGCUUGCGCGAGGACUCUCAGUGUUUGCAAUGGAUCUCCGGGCACUCUUUGAGGGCCAGCUACCACUUUUGCACUUUUAUCAGUGGCGCAGCACCCGCGCGUCAAAGUACCGAGGAACCCUUCUCUUCGUGGCACUCCUCGUGCUUGAGCACUUCGAGUCGAGCGAAGCAAGCGUCGAGCGCCGGACCCAGCUGUACACGUGCAUCGAGUGCUUCGUGGAGGGCUCGGUGGAGGCAGAGCUUGCGACGUGGUCCCACGAGGACCGCGCCUGCUUGAAACGCGAGUGGCGUACGUGCCACGACAACCCCAUCCAAUUUCAAGGCGCAUGCAAGGCCAUGGGCCUUCCGUCGGCGCUGCGAUGCUUGAUCGAUGUCGUCCACCUAGCGCGGUCGAUGCCGCAGCCGUUGAGGCGGCAUCAGCGGCUCAUCGUUCACCUGCAUGCGCUGGCACGUUCCCCGAAGCUUCUUGGUGCAGCGCGGCUCGUCUCUCGUUUGUUUGAAUUUGGCGCCACUUUGCAUAUGGAUCUCGUCAUCAACGCCGAGGAAGACGCGAUGAUGACGCAGCACGCGGUCGGUAACAAGAAAUUCCUUUAG
Saprolegnia parasitica CBS 223.65 is the source of this 1110-nucleotide messenger RNA. RefSeq lists its product as hypothetical. The transcript is spliced from 9 exons. Lineage: Eukaryota; Oomycota; Saprolegniomycetes; Saprolegniales; Saprolegniaceae. Bases 1 to 1110 code for a protein of 369 amino acids. The record is from RefSeq and is a predicted model, not a curated record.